UAUUAACAAAAGGGAAUGGAGUGUAUUCCAACUGAAGAUACUGACGCUUAUUUACGCUGGAUCAAUUCUGUCUUGGGUAUUUGCAUACAUAGUUAUCUUAAUGCAUUGAGUGUCUUUUUGGGCUAUUUGUCCAUCUUUUGUUGGUUAAAUGCUCAAAUUCCUCAGGUCAUGAAGAAUUAUAAGUUACGCUCUGCUGAUGGGCUUAGUCUGUACCUCUUGUACUUUUGGCUAGCAGGCGACCUUGGCAACAUGCUCAGUUGUAUACUAAACAGUCAAUUGCCAUUUCAGAUUUAUUUAGCUACUUAUUUUGUUUCAACAGAUCUCAUCUUGCUCUUUCAGUAUUUUUAUUAUGGCAAAGGCGACUUGCAAUAUAUUACUUCUGUCUCAAGCAAGUAUGGUUCUGUUUCAAACACAAAGACAAGUACCAUGUUAAUGGGAGUACUGCUCUUUGGCUGGAACUUCGAAAAUCCUGUCACAUUUGGCUGGACCCUGGCUUGGAUAUGUAAUUCACUUUAUCUGUUGUCCCGUAUACCACAAAUCUACAAGAAUUUCAAGCGCCAUUCAACCCAGGGACUCUCACUGGCUUUGUUCUUUUUGCUUAUUUUAGCUCAUCCAGGGCACACAGCAGAGACUUUGAUGCAAUCAUUGCCUUAUUUAUUUGGUAGUUUGGGUACAUUGUUCUUGGAUGCUAUUAUCUUUGGCCAGUUCUUGCAUUAUCGAAAGAACACAGCCCAUGUUGACAAUACGCCUACUACUGCUGCACUGACUAGAGCUCUUACUUUUUCUUCUCAGUAACAUACAUGUCUAUUUAUUGUUUGAAACACAUAUACGGGUCAAUGUUUUAUAACUAAUAUUUAUAUAUAUAUAAAAAAACCUUAUUGUAAAUACCCAAUAAACUUUCUUUGUUUUUUUUAUCUUUGCAAAC
Gilbertella persicaria is the source of this 925-nucleotide messenger RNA. RefSeq names its product PQ loop repeat-domain-containing protein. Bases 16 to 795 code for a protein of 259 amino acids. The record is from RefSeq and is a predicted model, not a curated record. Lineage: Eukaryota; Fungi; Mucoromycota; Mucoromycetes; Mucorales; Choanephoraceae. The transcript has 7 exons.